This is a messenger RNA of Penicillium psychrosexuale, 381 nucleotides long. RefSeq lists its product as uncharacterized. The record is from RefSeq and is a predicted model, not a curated record. The coding region runs from base 1 to 381 and encodes 126 amino acids. The transcript is spliced from 2 exons. NCBI's taxonomy places the organism in Eukaryota, Fungi, Ascomycota, Eurotiomycetes, Eurotiales, Aspergillaceae.
AUGAAAUGCCAAGUUGGCUUUCUACGUACCGAGAACUGUAUCAAUGUGCUUCUCAGUCGAGCACAGCACGGGAUGUACCUGAUCGGAAAUUCUGAGACCUACCUUAAUGUCCCGAUGUGGGCUGAAGUUCACGCUCAGCUUCCCUAUGCUGCCCCCGCCACCCAGAAGUACCUAUCCUCUGUUCUGAGCCUUAAGAAUUUGAGAGAAAGAGCCCUGAAGGUGGGUGUAAUCUUCCAUGUACCUAUUGUCUGGAGCUAUGUGGCCACUAAUGCCAGGCAAAAUGCUAUUUAUCUUUCAUAUAUAACGGUUUUGUAUGCUGUAAGCCUUGUCCUCGAAUUCGAGAGACCUGUGACCAUGCAUGCCCUAAGCUCUGUGGUAUAA